Molecule: messenger RNA, 3043 nt
Organism: Tupaia belangeri chinensis (Chinese tree shrew)
Lineage: Eukaryota; Metazoa; Chordata; Mammalia; Scandentia; Tupaiidae
Gene: STAT2
Product: signal transducer and activator of transcription 2
Exons: 24
Coding region: 153-2678 (841 amino acids)
Biological process (GO): regulation of DNA-templated transcription; signal transduction
Molecular function (GO): DNA-binding transcription factor activity; DNA binding
Source: RefSeq, a predicted model, not a curated record
CUUCAGCCGGCUGCUAGGGGGCGAGUCCUAGGGGUGGGCCCGAAGAAGUGGGUGGGGCUAGAAACCCUGGUACCCUAGCUCCUUCGGGGGACAGGAAGUCGCGACCGGAGCCACUGGAGGGAACAGAGACCGCGACCCUACUCAGAACCCAAAUGGCGCAAUGGGAGACGCUGCAGAAUCUCGACACACCGUUUCAGGACCAGCUGCACCGGCUCUACUCCAACAGCCUUCUGCCAGUGGACAUUCGACAGCACUUGGCAGUCUGGAUUGAGGACCAGAACUGGCAGGAAGCUGCACUGGGUAAGGAUGAUUCCAAGGCUAACAUGCUAUUCUUCCACUUCUUGGACCAACUGAACUAUGAGUGUGGCCGUUGCAGCCAGGACCCAGAGUGCUUAUUGCUACAGCACAACUUGCGAAAAUUCUACCGGGACGUUCAGGCUCUUCCUCAGGGCCCUCCUCAGUUGGCUGAGAUGAUCUUUAAUCUCCUUCUGGAAGAAAAAAGAAUUCUGAUCCAGGCUCAGAGGGCUCAGUUGGAUCAAGGUGAGCCAGUUCUUGAAGCACCUGUGGAAAGCCAGCAGCAUGAGAUUGAAUCCCGGAUCCUGGGUUUAAGAGCUACCAUGGAGAAGCUGGUGAAGUCCAUCAGCCAACUGAAAGACCAGCAGGAUGUCUUCUGCUUCCGAUAUAAGACUCAGACCAGAGGGAGGACACCCUCUGUGGACCCCCAUCAGACCAAACAGCAACAGGUUCUGCAGGAAACUCUCAAUGAACUGGACAAAAGGAGAAAGGAGGUGCUGGAUUCCUCCAAAGCACUGCUAGGCCGAUUAACCACCCUUGUUGAACUACUGCUGCCAAAGUUAGAGGAGUGGAAAGUCCAGCAGCAAAAAGCUUGCAUCGGAGCCCCUCUGCACCAUGGGUUGGAACAGCUGGAGAGAUGGUUCACAGAUGGAGCAAAACUGUUGUUUCACCUGCGCCAGCUGCUGAAAGAGUUGAAAGGAUUGAGUGACUUGGUUAGCUAUCAGGAUGACCCUCUGACCAAAGGAGUGGACCUGCGGAAGGCCCAGGUCACAGAGUUGCUGCAGCGUCUGCUCCACAGAGCCUUCGUGGUCGAAACCCAGCCCUGCAUGCCCCAAGUUCCCCAUCGACCCCUCAUCCUCAAGACUGGGAGCAAGUUCACCGUCCGAACAAGGCUGCUAGUGAGACUCCAGGAAGGCAACGAGUCGCUGACGGUGGAAGCCUCCAUCGACAGGAGUCCUCCUCAGUUACAAGGCUUCCGGAAGUUCAACCUUCUGACCUCAAACCAGAAAACGCUGACCCCUGAAAAGGGACAGAGUCAGGGCCUAAUUUGGGACUUUGGUUACCUGACCCUGGUGGAACAACGUUCAAGUGGUUCAGGAAAGGGCAGCAAUAAGGGGCCACUAGCUGUGACAGAAGAACUGCACGUUAUCAGCUUCACGAUCAAAUACACGUACCAGGGUCUGAAGCAGGAGCUGAAUACGGACACCCUCCCUGUGGUGAUUAUUUCCAACAUGAACCAACUCUCAAUUGCCUGGGCCUCUGUUCUCUGGUUCAACCUGCUCAGCCCAAACCCCCAGAACCAGCAGUUCUUCUCUAGCCCCCCUAAAGCCCCCUGGAAGUUGCUGGGCCCUGCUCUUAGCUGGCAGUUUUCCUCCUACAUUGGCCGAGGCCUCAACUCGGAGCAGCUGGGCAUGCUGAGGGACAAGCUAUUUGGGCAGGAUUGUAAGACUGAGGAUGCAUUGCUGUCCUGGGCUGAUUUCACUAAGCGAGAGAGCCCUCCUGGCAAGCUACCGUUUUGGACAUGGCUAGACAAAAUUCUGGAGCUGGUACAUGACCACCUGAAGGAUCUUUGGAAUGAUGGACACAUCAUGGGCUUUGUGAGCCGGAGCAAGGAGCGGCGGCUGCUGAAGAAGACCAUCUCUGGCACCUUCCUACUGCGCUUCAGUGAAUCAUCAGAAGGGGGCAUUACGUGCUCCUGGGUGGAACACCAGGACGAUGAUAAGGUGCUCAUCUACUCCGUGCAGCCCUACACCAAGGAGGUGCUACAGUCCCUCCCACUGACCGAAAUCAUCCGCCACUACCAGCUGCUCACCGAGGAGAAUAUACCUGAGAACCCACUGCGUUUCCUCUAUCCCCGAAUCCCACGGGAUGAGGCUUUUGGGAACUACUACCAGGAGAGAGUUAAUCUCCAGGAACAGAAGAAAUACCUGAAGCAUAAGCUCAUUGUGGUCUCCAACAGACAGGUGGAUGAGUUGCAACAACCACCGGAGCUUAAGCUGGAGCCAGAACAGGAAUCGUUAAUCCAAGAGAUGAUACCAGAGCUAGGAGUAGGCCUGGGGUUAGAGCCCCUGCUGGUAGCAGGGCUGGAUCUGGGGCCAGCACUGGAGCCCGUGCUGGAGCCCACCCUGUGCAUGAGGACACUAAACAUGUCAGAGUCAAGCCUGAGUCCAACAUCACAGCCAGAGCCUGAGCCAGAUUUGCCCCACGAUCUGAGACACUUGAACACCGAUGGGAUGGAAAUCUUCAGAAAUUGUGUAACGAUUGAAGAAAUCAUGCCAAAUGGAGACCCGCUACUGGCCAACCAGGACACCGUGGAUGAGUCCUACAUCUCCGGCCCCAGCCAUUUCUACACUGAUGGACCCUUGAUUCCUUCUGACUACUAGAAACUGCGCCUGCUCAUUCUUUCUAUACCUCUUGCCCCUCUGACCUCCCUACAUCAGCUGUUGCUCUCGAAGGGACAGGAAGUGAGAUGUAACCCCUCCUCAGUGGAAUUAACCCUGGGCUUUGGGUUGAGAGGCGAAAACAUAACAUGGGUACAGAAGGGGCACCAACAAAUCAGAACAGGUUCUGACUGUAAUUCUAAAUAGGACCCUGUAGGCUGCCUGUUGGGCUGGAAGGUGAAGGGGUCAUGGGGGCAGGCCGGCAUGGUUAGGAGGUACUUGGAGGGCUCAGGGGAUUGGCUUCUUUCCAGUAUGGAAGAAUUUCAACAUUUUAGUAGCUGUAGGGGCUGGCAGGUGGUUAAGACACU